UGUCGGACCUCCUGGUGGCCGUGCUGGUGAUGCCGUGGAAGGCAGUGGCCGAAGUGGCCGGUUUCUGGCCGUUCGGGGGCUUCUGUAAAACCUGGCUGGCCUGCGACAUCAUGUGUUCAACGGCCUCCAUCCUAAACCUGUGCGUCAUUAGUGUGGACCGAUACUGGGCCAUCUCCAACCCGUUUCGCUAUGAGAGGAGUAUGAAUAGGAGGGUUGCAUCCGUCAUCAUCGGUGUGACCUGGACAGUGUCUGUGGUCAUCUCCUUCGUUCCUGUGCAGCUAAACUGGCACCGGGCGGAGAUCGGUGACCCAACCGGGGAGAAUCCGGCGCACUACGGUAGUAGUAUUGACAGCUGUGACUCAAGCCUCAGCCGCACAUAUGCCAUCUCCUCCUCCCUCAUCAGCUUCUACAUCCCGGUCGCGAUCAUGAUUGUGACAUACACACGCAUCUACCGGAUAGCCCAAAUGCAGAUACGCAUGAUAUCCUCCUUGGAGCGGGCUGCUGAGCACGCGCAGAGUUGCCGCUCGGACCCCUCUAAUCAGUCACACUGCGAGCUCAAAGUCUCCAUCAGAAAAGAGACAAAAGUGCUCAAAACUCUGAGCAUCAUAAUGGGCGUGUUCGUCUGCUGCUGGCUGCCUUUCUUUAUCCUCAACUGCGCUCUGCCUUUCUGUCCCGGACCAGCUGCUCCGGCGGCCCAACGCGGCCCUUACUGCGUUAGCGAAAAAACUUUUGAUGUCUUUGUGUGGAUCGGCUGGAGCAAUUCGUCUCUAAACCCGGUCAUAUAUGCGUUCAACGCGGACUUCAGAGACGCUUUCCUGCGCCUGUUGCGCUGCCGGGGACGCGGCUUUUUGGCCGCGGUGAGUGCCGCGGUGGAGACGGUAAUGGCGAGUAACCAGGCGGGAAACUCCAAGCGAGAAAGCCCGACGAAGGUGAGGCUGGACGUCUCCUGCGCGACAAACACGAGGGGAAGUGAGGACAGCGGGAACACUACGGUGACUGUGUUUUAUCACAGAGGGACGAGGUCAGAACAAGUGACGGACACUGAGGACAGGAGCGACAGAGACAAGCUGACGCACAUUCCCAUCUGAGAGGGAUCAUUUCAGGGGUCGAGGGGUAAGGCAAACACAAGGAGAACAGACUAAACCCCGGAUGUAGAGGGACAGGAAAAGUGAAGCACUGAAUUUUUCCCACCAGGGAGAUCUCGAGGACCCACAAAAUAACCCACCUUACUGCUACACUGCAUCUGGAUGUCUUCUAAAGUCUUUUUCCCAUCCUGGGAUUAGGGAGUGUGUUUGGAUAACUGUGGGUGGUGCAGCUGUUUCUACCUGUGUGUAGACAUAAGCUUUAUCUUUGCUGAUCAGUGCCCAACAAAAUCUUUAGGUUAAAAUAUUCUGAAGCAAAAUUUGAAGGGGGGCUUUUGAAUAGUUUAUAAAAAUAGCAGGUUGAGUUAGGUGGAGAAGAAAAAGGGAGAAAAUAUGACCUUUUUAUGAAGAAAAUAUAUAUAGUUGUACUUUGGAAGUAAAGGGGACACCCGUAGGUGAAUACAUGCUUGAAUCAGGCAGAGGGAGGUGCAUCCUUCUCACCCUCACCUCCAGCUUUCAGAUCGGAGUAGAUGUUUUACAUGGAUGGGUGGAUUAACAGAAAAAUUUACUCAGUAGGACAAGGGUUUUGCAGAGUGGCCAUUCAAAAGGCAAUUAGCUGGCUUUCCUCUCUCUCUUCCCCCAGUGUGGAGAGAGAUUUACCAGAGGUCAGGAUUUUUGUGACUCUCUAGAAAUGGGAUUAUGUAAGUAACUCACAUUAGCACCCGUCAGCUGUGCAUCUUGGUGGAUGCACGGUGCACUCUGUUACCCCCGCACACCCCCACCUAACCCAGCCACCCCUCCCUCUUUCCCCUGAAAGAAACAAUCAUGAAUUAUUUGUAGUGGUUGUUCCUGUGAAAGAUGUCCUGACCAGCAAGAACACAGAAGCUUUUAUGGUGACAACUCAUGAAAACACAAGAUGUGAUUCUUUGCAGUAAGGCUGAUGCAGAAAUGGCCACCACAAGAGCAGAGGCACGCAGUCUCGUCUGCUCUGGAUGAACUUUCUGCAUAUUUUUAUCUGUUCAUUUUAAUUUCACAGGACCUUGUUGGUGUUAAAUAUGAACGCGUCUGUUGUGACCUGAAAGAGCCACCAAGCCUUAAUGGAACCAACAAGAAAUAUGUUUUUCAACUGCAGUUUGUUUCUAAAACCACACACACAUAAGCCUGUAAACCAGAAUUUGCUGUUUUCCCACUUUUAUUUGUGUUUUGAGGCCUAAACAAAAAAAUAAAGGUGACUUUCUGUAUUACUCAUUUCCAGUCUAU
This is a messenger RNA of Haplochromis burtoni (Burton's mouthbrooder), 2342 nucleotides long. Its product is annotated as D(1B) dopamine receptor. Gene Ontology annotation, molecular function: G protein-coupled receptor activity. The coding region runs from base 30 to 1088 and encodes 352 amino acids. The transcript is spliced from 2 exons. Gene Ontology annotation, cellular component: membrane. The record is from RefSeq and is a predicted model, not a curated record. Gene Ontology annotation, biological process: adenylate cyclase-activating adrenergic receptor signaling pathway. NCBI's taxonomy places the organism in Eukaryota, Metazoa, Chordata, Actinopteri, Cichliformes, Cichlidae.